GGGGAGGCGAUGGCGGCGCUCGUGUUAGCUGUGAGGACAGCGGAGCGGUGCGCGCCGCGGCGGCGGCUCCCUGCCGUGCUGCUGUGCGGAAGGAGCUGCGGCUCGUGGCGGGAGGAGGCGCCGGCCCUGCGGGAUCAGCCAAUACAAAUGGAGAAUCCCUACAAAGAGCCUCCAAAAAAAUGUGUCUUAUGUGGAAUUAAUGUAGACUACAAGAAUGUGCAGCUUCUCUCUCAGUUUGUUUCUCCACAUACUGGUCGUGUUUAUGGCAGGCACAUAACGGGUUUGUGUAACAAGAAACAGAAAGAGAUUGCAAAAGCUAUUAAAAGAGCUCAUGUAUUUGGAUUUAUGCCAGUUAUGUUUAAGAACCCAGCAUUUCUUAUGGAUCCCAAGAUUUGUAAUGUCAAGUAUCCAGAGUAAUAUGUACUGUGAAGAAAUAAACAAUAAAACUUUUUAUUGCUGUUAA
Molecule: messenger RNA, 463 nt
Organism: Rhea pennata
Lineage: Eukaryota; Metazoa; Chordata; Aves; Rheiformes; Rheidae
Gene: MRPS18C
Product: mitochondrial ribosomal protein S18C
Exons: 6
Coding region: 10-417 (135 amino acids)
Biological process (GO): mitochondrial translation
Cellular component (GO): mitochondrial small ribosomal subunit; ribosome
Molecular function (GO): structural constituent of ribosome; small ribosomal subunit rRNA binding
Source: RefSeq, a predicted model, not a curated record